AGUACUACUACCUGAGCAACGCACCCACAGGCUACAGGAGCUACUAGGUAGACCGUGUCCCCGUAGACAUGAAACGGAAGCGUGGCUAGAGCUAGAGACGCGGAAAAGACGAGAGGAGGGGCCCACUGAACCCACACAGCGCGAGGAAGCGGGAAGGACGACCGUGUUCCCGAUUCCCGUUCCACCAUGCCACCGUGACACCGUCUCUCUCUCUCUGUCGGUCCUCCGCUCCGCCGCUUUAAAACCAAAGCCGAACCACUGCUCCGCCCACUCCAUCCCGGCUCCGUCGUCGCGUGCCAUCCUAGGGUUUCUUUCCCCGUCGGCGCCUCCCCAGAUUUGGCCGCCGCCGCCGCUGACCCAGGUUGUCUUGAUGGCGCCCGCUGUAGAAGCCGUGAAGGAGACAGGCACCUUCCAGAAGGUUCCUGCCUUGAACGAAAGGAUACUGUCAUCCAUGUCCAGGAGGUCUGUUGCUGCACACCCUUGGCAUGAUCUGGAGAUAGGUCCUGGUGCUCCAACCAUAUUCAACUGCGUCAUUGAGAUACCAAGGGGCAGCAAGGUUAAAUAUGAACUUGACAAGAAAACUGGACUGAUCAAGGUGGACCGUGUGCUGUAUUCAUCAGUUGUUUACCCUCACAACUAUGGAUUCAUUCCUCGCACGCUUUGUGAAGACAGUGAUCCUUUGGAUGUACUGGUUAUAAUGCAGGAGCCUGUUAUCCCAGGCUGUUUCCUACGUGCGAAGGCCAUCGGCCUUAUGCCGAUGAUUGAUCAGGGAGAGGCAGAUGACAAGAUCAUUGCAGUGUGCGCUGAUGAUCCCGAGUACAGGCAUUACAAUGAUAUCAAGGAGCUCCCACCUCACCGCUUGGCUGAAAUCAGGCGCUUCUUCGAGGACUACAAGAAGAAUGAGAACAAGGAGGUUGCUGUGAAUGACUUUCUACCAGCGAGCGCCGCUUAUGAAGCCAUACAGCACUCUAUGGACCUGUAUGCUACAUACAUCGUUGAGGGCCUGAGGAGGUAGGAUUCUGAUGGCUAGGAAAGGUGGGGAGGAUGUUGACGAAAAACUGGGAGACCAUUUACCGCAUGGAACGAGUACCGUUAUUAUUUUAUUUGUGUCGUGUAUACUGCUAGUAGUGAACCCUCAAUCAAAGACCGAAAUCCCCUGGGGAGUCGGAGUCGGUAGUAGGUGAAGCUAGUAACAAGGUUGGCGAAAUAUUAUUUUCUGGCCUGACUGCCUAUAUAUGUUGUACGUGAUUGGUAUCGUAAUAUUCAUUCGCUUUUGUGAU
Zea mays is the source of this 1280-nucleotide messenger RNA. RefSeq lists its product as uncharacterized. Gene Ontology annotation, biological process: phosphate-containing compound metabolic process. Gene Ontology annotation, molecular function: magnesium ion binding; inorganic diphosphate phosphatase activity. NCBI's taxonomy places the organism in Eukaryota, Viridiplantae, Streptophyta, Magnoliopsida, Poales, Poaceae. The record is from RefSeq and is marked provisional. The coding region runs from base 371 to 1015 and encodes 214 amino acids. The transcript has 8 exons. Gene Ontology annotation, cellular component: cytoplasm.